CUCUGAAGGAAAGAGGAAUGCAGCGCGAGCUUCAGACUGGACAGCCGGAAUCAGCGCAGAUCCGCCGCGCGCGCACCGGAGAGAGAGACGCGGAAAAAUCCAGCACACACUUCAGAAAGGAUCUUCCUAGUCGAGGUUAAGGCACCAUGGGAGGAAAACUGAGCAAGAAGAAGAAGGGAUACAAUGUGAAUGAUGAGAAGGCAAAAGAAAAGGAUGCCAAAACAGAGGGAGCAUCAGCAGAAGAGAAUGAUGCUUCUAAAGACAACAAGGAGGAAGCACCAACUGCCACGGAAACCACCGAGACAGCCAAUGACACGGCGGCAGCCACCAAAGAAGCAACGCCUGUUGCGGAUAGCAGUGCAACCGUGCCAAAAGAAGAGGAGAAGAGUGUUGCCCCAACAGCCAAGGAAGAGAAAUCAGCAGCUAGCACCACCUCAACAUCUAAUGCCAAGAGUGCUGACUCUGCAAAAGUGGAACCUGCCAAGAGUCCUGAGGCCCCACCCACCAAGGCAGAAGAAAAACCUGCCUCUGCUCCAGCACCGGCCAAUGAGAAAGAACCAGCGAAAGAUACCACCCCAGCUCUCAAAGAGCCUGCCCCAGCUAAGGAUCCUGCCUCUGCGAUGGAGAGCAAGGCAGAUGCUGAGGCUAAAAAGACUGAAGCUCCACCCGCCAAAGGGCCCGCCUCUGCACAGCCUGUAACCACGGAGACCAGCCCUGCCCCCAGUAAGGAGCAGACAGUUGCUGUGCAAGAUUAACGAACAGAGGCAAACAAACCAAUAAGGAGAAAUAUAAAUAAUAAAAAAUAAGAUCAGAUUAAAUUAGUGAAACUAGCCCUUCUUAAAUUACAACCACUAUAAUAUUGAUAACUGUAAUAAGAAUAUUGACUUUGACAACAUUACUCAACAUCUCAAUAAUUUGUACUGAUGGUGUUUUUUUAAUCGAGCAGAGAGCAAUUAUGAGGUGGUAAUGAAUUUGUAUUUAUAAGUAGAAUAUGAGAUAAAACGAUGAUGUUGAUGAUGAUGAUGAUAAACAUGGUGCUGUUGAUUUCUGUUGUCACAGUUAUUAUUGUUAUUUAAACACUGACACAAGACUGAAUCUACCACCAGCCCCCAAAUCUAACUCUUAAUGUCUCUCUCACUCUUAAUGUCUCUCUCUAUCUUGCUCCCGGUCUCACUCUCUCCAUUUAACCCUCUAUUUAAUGGAGGGGUCAAAUGAAAGAGUGAAACUGGCUUUUUGCAGGCCACACACAGAGUUCUCACCAGUCUGUUCUUACAUUGCUCACUUUCCAAGAUGAGUGUGACUGAUGUGUGUGAGUGUGCCUGUAUGGUGGUCUUGCAUUCUAUUGGGUAUCUUCUCUUUGCUGCCGUCUGGUUUGUGCUUUGGUCAUUUGCAGUGGUUGACGUUGUGUUUUGGCCUUUGUUCUCUAGUCUUUCCUGACCUUUCAAUGCCUUUCAUUAAUAUCCUUUAUAUUGAUGGAAUAAAAAAAAAAACAGAAAGUGUGUGCAGCACAAUGUAAUAUAUGCACACAUGCACGUGCACAUUCACACACACACACACACACACACACACACACACACCACAGAGAGAGAGUCUGUGUUAACAAGUGUUAAUGCAUUAAAACAUAUGUGCACAUUUGCAGUGUUUGUUUAACUCUCCAGUGGUAUUAUAUGUACAAAUAGAAUCCUAUGUGCGUGUGUGUGGGGGUGUGUGUGUGUGUGUGCGUGUGUUUAGGUGGUGAUGCCUGAGGACCCAGACUGCCUUCUUAAUGAUUAAGCAGCAGUUGACAUGGUGUCCGUGCAUGACAGGAGAGAGAGUGAACGAAUGAAUAUAAAGACAGUAAGAGGGUGAGAUAAAGAGUGAUUUGGAAGUAUAAAUUUAAGUUUACUAGAGAAAAUAAUUUCUCUCAGUGCAAUGUGACCUGGUUUUGUGUAUGUGUGUGUGUGUGUGUGUGUGUGUGUGUGUGUGUGUGUGUGAGACAGUGUUGUAACAGACUUCUUGCAUGUCAGUUGUUGAGUGCCCCUGUAGUGUAUUUUGGUUGCUGUGGAAAUAAUGUUGACAAUAUUCUAUUACUCUAUUUCAUUAAAAAUGCACGAACACACCAACAGACUCUCUCUCUGUCUCUCUCUCUCUCUCUCUCUCUCUCUCUCUCUCUUACUUUGUCUAUUCCUCUCUUAACAUCCCUUGCCAAAAUGGAACAGAACUUAAGCUGGAUGAUUUGAAAUUAUAUGUUCUUGUAUAGAUGGAGAAACUAAUAAAAUGUAAGAAACUGAUUGAAA
Molecule: messenger RNA, 2276 nt
Organism: Pangasianodon hypophthalmus (striped catfish)
Lineage: Eukaryota; Metazoa; Chordata; Actinopteri; Siluriformes; Pangasiidae
Gene: basp1
Product: brain abundant, membrane attached signal protein 1
Exons: 2
Coding region: 147-755 (202 amino acids)
Source: RefSeq, a predicted model, not a curated record